GAACAGAAACGGAGAGUGGCAUCUGGUUUCGUGCCAUCUUCCUUUUUGCUUUCGUGUUGUAGCAAGUCGCAACGGGCAGAGGGUCACUGCUCUCUACAAAUCCUUUUUCGUUUGAGAUCAGCGAGGAGGACGCCACAUGCGGCAGUCCGGAAUCCUUUCUGAUGAACGCCCAGGACAAGCGACGUGGAUAGUGCUCGCGUCCUCAUGCAGGCUCCCAGCGCCAUACGAUUGGCGCACUCCAAUUCCCUAGCUUUCGGUCUAACCGACGGCUGGUGGGUACUGCGAUCUUAUGCUGACAGGGCUGUCUGCCGUCUGACUUCUUUUCGCAUGACUGUCAAUCGACCUCAGUCAAGCAAAGAAGUUUUACGACUCGAGAAUUUGUAGAGCCGCUCAACGCGCGAAGGUUCUCAUGUAGUCCGAGACACAUCUCUUUGACAUCUCUGGUGACUCGAAAAUCUGUCAACAUGGUGCUAUCAUUUCUCGGUUCAUGGAGCCCCGUCGGAGUGGUCUUUAUUCUGGCGACAAAUGUCGCGAAAGUCUCCUGUAGUGCACAACCAAUAGUGGUCAACCCGAGUGAAGUCUGGGACGGCCUGGACGGAACAUGGUCCUCGUUUGAUCUCAGUGUAGGAGUUCCUGCACAGAAGGUACGCGUUCUACCAUCAUGGCAGUCAUUUCAGACUUGGGUUGUGGCCCCGGAAGGAUGUUCAAUGUACUCCAAUUAUGAUGCCUGCGUCGAGUCACGAGGGGAGGUUUUCAACUUGAGUCAAUCUACAAACUGGGACUAUGUCGGACUCUUCGAGCUCGGGAUUGAACAGGAUCUUGGAAUUACUGGAAACGCAUACUACGGCUACGACAGGAUAGCCUUGGAUGACUCCAAUCAAACUGUCUUGGAGGACACGACAGUUGGUGCUCUGGCAGUGUCAGAUUUCUGGCUUGGAAGUUUGGGACUGAACCCGAAGCCUACGAACUGGUCGGAUACCUCUACAUGGCCGAGUUUCAUGACGAAGUUGAAGGGACAGAGCACAAUCCCCAGCAUCUCAUUCGGAUACACAGCAGGCGCCCCUUACCGCUUCUCGGGCGUGGCAGGAUCUCUGACACUCGGUGGAUAUGACCAAAGUCGAUUCGAGGCCAACAAUGUCGAGUUCGAAUUUGCCUCUGAUCCAGCACGAGACACCGUGGUAGCAAUUCAGUCUAUCACUACAUCCGCCUUGAACUCAACCUCCAGUGUUGAGCUUUUACCCGCACCGAUAUAUGCCUUGAUUGACUCCACAGUGAGCCAGAUCUGGCUUCCACUCGAUGCCUGUCAAGCUUUUGAGAGGGAGUUUGGCUUGACGUGGGAUUCGACUUACAACCUGUACCUCGUCAACUCAUCUCUUCACGACACUCUUCUUGCCCGCAAUGCCCAUGUCAAUUUCACUAUUGGCACCACAGCAGCAGGCCUUCAAAAAACAACAAUCUCAUUGCCAUACGCUGCAUUUGAUAUGACAGCGCAGUCACCGUACCAAGGAUUGGCGGACAGAUCAAGCUAUUUCCCGCUGAGACGGGCAGCGAACAGCACUCAAUACACCCUUGGUCGAACAUUCAUGCAGGAAGCCUACAUCACGGUGGAUUACGAAAGAACGAAAUUCAAUGUCUCUCAAUGUAUCUGGCCACAGAAUAUUAAUAACGUUACGGAAAUCAUCAUCAUUGAGCCAGCACCGGCGUCUGAGAAUGGUGGUUACAGUGGAGCUUC
Messenger RNA from Aureobasidium pullulans EXF-150, 1732 nucleotides. RefSeq names its product acid protease. Gene Ontology annotation, molecular function: aspartic-type endopeptidase activity. Gene Ontology annotation, biological process: proteolysis. The transcript has 2 exons. The record is from RefSeq and is a predicted model, not a curated record. Gene Ontology annotation, cellular component: fungal-type vacuole. NCBI's taxonomy places the organism in Eukaryota, Fungi, Ascomycota, Dothideomycetes, Dothideales, Saccotheciaceae. The annotation marks the transcript as partial.